UGGUGUCGUUUUUUGUAUUUUGCUGUCAGAAAUGGAAAACUAGGAAGUAGAACAGACAAAGAAAAAUGAAGGAAAAAGGGGGAAACAAUUAGAAAUAGACAAUUUCCCACAAAUAAUUUCUUGCAAAAAGUUCUCCAGAUUAUUUACAAAUCUUCAGAAACCCUAGAUGUUUUUUUGCUUUCCCAUUGUUCUGAAUCAUUUUGCGUAAGAAGCCCCCUUGUUUGUGGAUUGGAUCCUAGGCUCCUAGCUGACGGAUAAUUACUUGCUUUGGUUAAUUUCCCGAAAAUUGAGCUCAAUCCAAAUUUGGCUUCUAGCGAUUUGAGAAGAUACAGAGCUUUUCCCCGUCCAAAAGCACCGGCAGUGGGACAGUUGAGCGGGAAAAGAGAGAAUGAAGACGGGUUCGAAGUCGGAAGGACCUUCGACUCCAGCGCUUCGACGGGACCCGUACGAGGUUUUAAGCGUAUCCAGGGAUUCCACUGAUCAGGAAAUCAAGUCUGCUUAUAGGAAGCUUGCUCUCAAAUAUCACCCAGACAAGAAUGGCAGUAACCCUGAAGCUUCAGAACUUUUUAAGGAGGUUGCAUAUUCUUAUAGCAUUCUAUCUGAUCCAGAGAAGAGAAGGCAAUAUGACAGUGCUGGCUUUGAGGCCCUUGAUGCUAGUGGCAUGGAUAUGGAAAUAGACUUAUCCAAUCUUGGAACUGUCAAUACCAUGUUUGCAGCUUUGUUCAGCAAGCUGGGUGUUCCUAUUAAGACUACAAUUUCUGCUAAUGUUCUUGAAGAAGCUUUGAAUGGAACUGUUACGGUCAGGCCUCUUCCUAUUGGAACAUCAGUUAGUGGCAAGGUGGAUAAGCAAUGCGCUCACUUUUUUGGGGUGACAAUUAACGAGGAGCAAGCUCAGGCAGGAAUUGUCAUAAGGGUUACUUCAACUGCACAAAGUAAAUUCAAGUUGCUCUUUUUUGAACAAGAUGUCAAUGGCGGUUAUAGUUUGGCCUUACAGGAAGACAGUGAGAAGUCUGGGAAAGUAACGUCUGCUGGGUUGUACUUUUUGCAUUUUCAAGUGUACAGGAUGGAUUCCACUGUCAAUGCGUUGGCGAUGGCUAAGGAUCCUGAGGCUGCUUUCUUCAAGAGGUUGGAAGGUCUUCAGCCUUGUGAGGUCUCAGAGCUAAAGGCUGGCACCCAUAUUUUCGCUGUUUAUGGAGAUAACUUUUUUAAGACUGCUGCAUAUACUAUUGAGGCACUAUGUACAAAAAAUUAUGAAGAGACAACAGAAAAGCUGAAAGAUAUUGAGGCUCAAAUUUUGAGAAAAAGAAAUGAGCUACGGCAAUUUGAGACAGAAUACCGGAAGGCAUUAGCACGCUUCCAAGAAGUGACCAACAGAUACAAUGAGGAAAAGCAGUCUGUGGACGAGCUUCUUAAACAACGGGACAGCAUACAUGCUUCAUUCACUGUCACGAAAUCAUCAAAUCACGUUGGGGCUUGUGCUAUGAGUAAUGGAAGUAGUAGUAAAUCUACUGGCGACGAUUCAAAGGUCGAGAAUCAAGGAGAAGAUGGAACCUCGGAUGAAAAAGACAAAUCUUUUAAAAAGAGAUGGUUCAGUAUUCCCCGAGGAUCUGACAAAAAGCUCGGUUGAAAGAAUCCUCAGCUAAGGUUUAUUCUCUUUUCCCAAACAGCAACAAAUAGAAACUUCCAGCCAUUUUGUCUUGUAGAAUUCGAGGGUCAAAUUGGUGCAUCCAUGCUUGUAAUACAUGGGUCUCUGUUUUGGUGUAUGCUUUCAGGGUCUCAACAAAAUUUGCCAUUCUUUCUCCCAUCAGAGUUGAGGUAAGCUAUUUGAUUAGGCAUUACAAUAUGCUUCUCAAAGACAGUCAAAGUAUAUUAAAUUUGUGUGUAAAUAACUCAAAUACCUUCAUAUAUUAAAUUGGUUUGUGUUGGAUACAUGAUAUUUUUUUUGCUUCCUCAAGUUCUUUCUCAGGCCCUAUAGUUAUUUUUUAUUGCAAUUGGAAGCAUGGCUGAAAAAUACUUUCUAGUA
Benincasa hispida (wax gourd) is the source of this 2023-nucleotide messenger RNA. RefSeq names its product chaperone protein dnaJ 15-like. Lineage: Eukaryota; Viridiplantae; Streptophyta; Magnoliopsida; Cucurbitales; Cucurbitaceae. The record is from RefSeq and is a predicted model, not a curated record.